This is a messenger RNA of Sinocyclocheilus anshuiensis, 1873 nucleotides long. RefSeq names its product malonyl-CoA decarboxylase, mitochondrial-like. The transcript is spliced from 5 exons. Bases 123 to 1637 code for a protein of 504 amino acids. Gene Ontology annotation, cellular component: mitochondrial matrix; peroxisomal matrix. The record is from RefSeq and is a predicted model, not a curated record. Gene Ontology annotation, biological process: acetyl-CoA biosynthetic process; malonyl-CoA catabolic process; fatty acid biosynthetic process. Gene Ontology annotation, molecular function: malonyl-CoA decarboxylase activity. NCBI's taxonomy places the organism in Eukaryota, Metazoa, Chordata, Actinopteri, Cypriniformes, Cyprinidae.
GUGUACGGUGGUGUCAUGCAUUUGGCAUUCUGUGCGCGGCUCCUUUAAGAGACCCCGGAAGUGGAUGUGAAGUGCAACAUUAUAUACAAGGUUUAUUUUGGUUCGUAUUUGUCAGGCGCGCAAUGACGUCUUUCCACUUAUGUACAGCCGCGCGCUCUUUGCUAAAGUCUUAUCGACACAGAGAAGUGUUAAAAACGGUCCAGGGACUCAGAGUGUGGGAGUUCAGAAACAUGUAUCCAUGUACUUCCAUCGCAUGGCUCAACAGCAUGGAGGAGAUCCUGAGAAAGACAGUGGCCCCAUUUCCCAGCUAUGAGAUGAGAGACAAAUCUCCACCUCCACCUGAAUCAAACAAUCUGGAGUUCAUGCACUUCUACAAAAGUAUAGAGAAAGAGCAAAAACUGGAGUUUCUCGAGAAGUUGUCUUAUGAUUUCGGGGUAGAUCACAGAUGGGCUUCGGACCUGGCUGCGAAGUUGCUGGACACUCAGGUGCGGGAUGUGGCCACCAUCCUGCAGGUGGAGGACAGGUUACGGUACAGUUUAACACCCCGGUACCGACAGCUGCUCACGCACAUCAGCAGGGUUCAGGGCGGGGUGAAGUUCCUGGUGGACCUCAGGGCAGAUCUCAUCGAGUUAGCGUCCUCAAAAAUUACUGACAGCCCACAUAUGAGGGAUCUGAACAGCACUCUGAAGAGUCUUCUGUCAGAAUGGUUCUCCGUUGGGUUACUCCGACUCGAAAGAAUCACUUGGCAGUCCCCAUGCGAGAUCCUUCAGAAGAUCAGCCAGUACGAGGCAGUCCAUCCUGUGCGGAACUGGACGGAUAUCAAACGCAGAGUGGGGCCAUACCGGAGAUGUUACGCCUUCACCCACGCCUCCAUGCCUGGAGAACCACUGGUGGUGCUGCACGUUGCCUUAACUGAAGACAUAGCAAAUAAUAUCCAGGGAAUUGUAAGAGAGUUUUCCACUCUAGACACGGAUGAGGAUGUGAACAAGAUCAAUGCGGCCAUCUUCUACUCCAUCUCCUCCACUCAGGCUGGAUUGCAGGGGGUGGAGCUUGGAAAUUACCUCAUCAAGAGGGUGGUCCGAGAACUGCAGAGUGAAUUUCCUCACAUGGCCCAGUUCUCCAGUCUGUCUCCCAUCCCCGGCUUCUUCUUAUGGCUACAAGGGGCUCUCGGACAGCACAAGAAGGAGGGACGUGCCAUAGAGCUCCUGUCUGAGCAGGAGUGGAGGGAGGUGGAGGAUGUGACGGGAGCCGCCCCUGGUGCCCCAGCUCUGGAGGCCCUGCGCAGGCUCAUCAGCACCAGCGAGUGGAUCCGCUCCGACCGCCUGGUCCGUGCUCUGGAACCUGCCCUAAUGCGGCUCUGCGCCUGGUACCUGUACGGAGAGAAACGCCGGGGCUACGCCCUAAACCCUGUGGCCAACUUCCAUCUUCAGAACGGCGCCACCAUGUGGAGGCUGAACUGGCAAGCGGACACAAGCCCACGAGGAAUUGCCAACUCUUGCGGCAUAAUGGUAAAUUAUCGCUACUUUUUAGAAGAGACCAGCACAAACAGCACCGACUACCUGCAGAGUAAAGUCAUCAAGGCUUCGGAGCAGGUGAUGGGCCUGGUGUCACAAUUCCAGAAAAACAGCAAACUCUGAUUCAAAUCUGUGGCUCUGCAUUGGGACAAAAUGUGUUGGCACUCAAAUUCUGUGUUAUAAUUUUUUUAUAUUUUUGAUAACUCAAUGAAGGUUAAGCAAGCCUUAUAUGGAUCUAUGACUGAAACCAGCAUAUGUCACAUUUCAUUGUUAGUUCAGAAAUGGACAGUUGUACUCUGCUUUUCUGAAAGAUAAUAAUCCAAUAAAUCAAAUUUUAAAGGCAUAGUUCACCCAAAAAU